AUGGUGGCUUUCGCUUCCAUUGCUUGUCUCUCCAGCAACAAUGGCAGCCCAAGAACACCCAAGAAACAACCCACAAAUGACCCGCUCGGAAUCCUUGCGUUCGAGGCUGCCAAGAUCGUAUCCCGCCUUAUCUCCCUCUACAAAUCUCUCUCCGAUUCCGAAAUCUCCAAGCUUCGAAAAGAAAUCUUUAAAUCGAAGGGCGUUGUGUAUCUCAAUUCCGAUGACGAAGGGCAUCUCCUAAAGCUAGCCUACACCGAAAAGAUGGAAAAUCUCGACAAGGCUGCAGCGGCCGUCGCUAGGCUCGCACGGAAAUGCUCGGAUUUGAUGUUGAGUGGGUUCGAUACGGUUUAUUCUGAUAUUAAAUCUGGAAAAAUGGAUUUAAAGAAAUUUGAUUACGGAUCAGGAAAGACGAAGAAGGAGAUUCGUAUGUUGAAGAAAUUCUUGUCGACGACAUUGUAUUUGUAUGGUUCGAUGAAAACUUUUCAUGGGUUGGAAAUGUCGGAAAAGAAACUGAAUUUUCCGGUACUGUUGAAAUACAUGAACUUUCCGGCGAUUGAUCUGAAAAUAACGCCGCCGUACCGGAAACAAUCUCGUCAUGUUAAUAACACGAAUCUAUGGACCCAACCUUUCGAUAAAGUGGUUCGAUUAAUGUCGAGGGUCGUCUGCGUAAUUUAUGCCCGGAUUUGCGUGGUGUUUGGGCCAUAUGUUCUUGAUUUGCCGACGGGAUACUCGAGUGGACAACGACUAGUUACCGAUCAUAUCCCAUCUGAAUACUGGAUUUUAGAACCAAGAAACGGGAAUCGAUCACCUCGAUCACGACUCAUUAGAUCGAAAUCGAAAGUGAUAAAACAUUUCGUUCGAAGUAACGGCCGGAAGAUACUUCCGGCCGGUGGAUGUAAAACCAACCACUUAUUUCUCACGGCGGGGCCGGAGACCGUUGGUGGGUCACGUCUCCAGAUUCUUUAUGCCAACCUGAUAAUGAUGGCGGAGGAAUCCAUGAAACGAAGACGAGCAAAAGACGAGAUGCGGGAUGCUAUGUACAAAAUGUUGCCGGAUAAUUUGAAAGCAAUGGUGAAGAUGAAGAUAAGGAAGCUCAAGGAGGACAACAAUGGAGGAAAGGAGAAGAUGAAGGAAGCAUUACACAAGAUAUUUGUAUGGUUAGUACCCAUGGCACACAACACGUUGGUGUGGCAAAGGGAGAGGAGGGUGGAUAUGACUAGUUUGGAGACGAAGCCUCCUGUGUUGUUGUUGCAGACAUUGCAUUUUUCAGAUAAGGAAAAGGUGGAAGCUGCCAUUGCUGAGGUAUUAGCAGGUUUGAGUUUGAUAUACAUGCCAGAUAAUCGCCGUGAGCCGGCGGCAGCUUGA
Cynara cardunculus var. scolymus (artichoke) is the source of this 1365-nucleotide messenger RNA. RefSeq lists its product as uncharacterized. Bases 1 to 1365 code for a protein of 454 amino acids. The transcript has a single exon. Gene Ontology annotation, biological process: positive regulation of growth. Lineage: Eukaryota; Viridiplantae; Streptophyta; Magnoliopsida; Asterales; Asteraceae. The record is from RefSeq and is a predicted model, not a curated record.